Messenger RNA from Penicillium bovifimosum, 1434 nucleotides. Its product is annotated as FAD-binding oxidoreductase. The transcript has 3 exons. The record is from RefSeq and is a predicted model, not a curated record. The coding region runs from base 1 to 1434 and encodes 477 amino acids. Gene Ontology annotation, molecular function: oxidoreductase activity; FAD binding. NCBI's taxonomy places the organism in Eukaryota, Fungi, Ascomycota, Eurotiomycetes, Eurotiales, Aspergillaceae.
AUGUCCCAGAUCAAUUCUGCGGCCAUUGAGGCCCUUCGAAGCAGACUAAAGAAUGCAACUAUCUAUACACCCGACUCAGAGGGUUAUAAAAAAAGUUUAAUCCGCUGGUCGGACACAGGAACAAAAUAUGCGGGAAUCGUAGUCCAGCCAGUUGACGCAGCUGAUAUCUCAGCUGCACUACUAUGGGCACAAGAGAAUAGUCUUGACCUCGCCGUGAAAGGCGGAGGCCAUUCAACCGCCGGCACAAGCUCGAGCGACGGCGGUCUAGUCAUCGAUCUGUCGCGCAUGAACCAGGUGACCGUAGAUGUUGCGAAGAAGAUCAUCACCGCGCAGGGUGGCGCUACAUGGAAAGAAGUCGACGAAGCCGGUGCAGUUCACGGUCUGGCCGCCGUCGGUGGCACUGUGAACCACACUGGCGUCGGUGGACUGACCCUAGGAGGUGGUUAUGGCUGGCUGAGCGGCCAGUACGGCCUCACCAUUGACAAUCUACUGUCUGCGACCGUGGUGUUAGCCGACGGCAACAUCGUCACAGCCUCUGCGACCGAGAACACCGAUCUGUUCUGGGGCCUGCGGGGCGCUGGGUAUAACUUUGGUGUGGUAGUAGACUUUACCUACCAGGCCUAUGAGCAGAAGGAUCCGGUAUUCUCUGGCAUCCUUGGCUACACGCCUGAUAAGCUGGAAGAAAUCAUGGAUGCGCUCAACGAGUCACUUGCGAAUCCCGACGCGCGCUUCGGGGCAAUGUGCAUCUUUGCCUUGGGACCUGAGGGCGCUGAACCGAUGGUCCUCGUCCUCGGUUUCUUCAAUGGCUCGCAUGAGGAAGGAGAAGAGAAAUUCGCCAGUUUCACUGCUCUGAAGCCGGUCCUGAACACCCUCGACAUGAUCCCGUAUUCGAUGGUGAACACGCUGCAAAACCCGCAGGCGACUUACGGUGAUCGCAAAUCUUUCAAGGGAAUUUUCUACGAGCCGCCGUUGGACCCUAAGUUUGCGAGGACAAUCUUCAAUGACUUCAUGGCGAAGAUCCAGGCUGAGGAAGAUCUGACGAACUCGGCCAUUAUUCUGGAAUUUACCGACAUGCGUAAGAUCUGCGAAGUGCCUCUGACUGCAACGGCACUGGCAAGUCGCAAUCCGACCCAGAAUGGCAUUAUUUAUCUUCGAUGGACCGAUCCAUCCCGAGACUUGGAGCAUCGGGCUUGGGCACGAGGUAUCCAGGCGAAGUGGAAGGUUGAAUUGGAUGCGCGGACCAAACAUCAGGGUGGGGAGUCGAACGUGCCUCAGUAUAUCAAUUACGCUGAACCUGGUGACUCGGUGGUCAACAAUAUCUAUGGCGGGAAUCUUGAGCGUUUGCAAGGGAUCAAGGCCAAGUACGAUCCUACAAACGUCUUCCAUAAGAUGCAACCGAUUCCAAUGGGCGCAUCUGUGGAUGAAAAGCAAUAG